This is a messenger RNA of Rana temporaria (common frog), 5132 nucleotides long. It is a transcript of the gene PTK2, whose product is annotated as protein tyrosine kinase 2. The record is from RefSeq and is a predicted model, not a curated record. Bases 317 to 3781 code for a protein of 1154 amino acids. Gene Ontology annotation, cellular component: cytoskeleton; focal adhesion. Gene Ontology annotation, biological process: signal complex assembly; protein phosphorylation. Lineage: Eukaryota; Metazoa; Chordata; Amphibia; Anura; Ranidae. Gene Ontology annotation, molecular function: protein tyrosine kinase activity; ATP binding. The transcript is spliced from 36 exons.
CUGAAUGGAAGCAGCAAUCCCAGGCACACACACAGUCACGUUACUGGCUGCAUUCAGGAACAAGCAUGCUACCUUCCCAGCCAGCCAGCGCUGAGGCAUGAGCGGAUUGUGUAAUUGGAAGGUAUCCUUCAUGUCUGUGCCGGAUCCUGUGCCCUGCACUCUUCCUGAAUACACAACCAGAGCAGCAAUGCAGUGGAGGUUCCCAAUCCGUCCGGAGCUCCUACCAACCCCCGAGCACUGAAGUGGGAUAUCGUGUGCUGUGUGCUGGAUUGACAUUGCCCCCCCCUCUCUCUGCUCCCCCCCCUCCGCUGUGUGUAUGUUGUUGGAACUGGCAGGCCGUCUGGGCCCAGAAAAGACAGGUGCUGUCAUCUAUAUGGAGAAGAGCGGCUGCAGUCCCUUUCCGAUAUGCUGGGCUAAAGAAUAUGAUAGACACCUAGCAUCGAACAAGACUAUGGCUGCGGCUUACCUGGAUCCCAACUUGAAUCAUGCACCCAGCUCAAACGCCAAGUCCCGCCUGAGCACCGGCAUGGAACGCUCACCGGGUGCCAUCGAGCGAGUGCUGAAAGUCUUCCAUUACUUUGAAACAAACAGCGAGCCAGCGACAUGGGCCAGCAAUAUCCGGCACGGGGACGCCACAGACGUCAGGGGUAUAAUCCAGAAAAUAGUGGACAGUCACAAAGUGAAGUGCGUGGCCUCGUAUGGAAUCCGGUUGAGUCACCUGCGCUCCGAGGAGGUUCAUUGGCUGCACCCGGAUAUGGGCGUGUCUCAUGUGAGAGAGAAUUAUGAGCAGGCUCAUCCGCCUGAUGAGUGGAAGUAUGAGCUGAGGAUUCGGUAUUUACCCAAAGUAUUUGUCAACCAAUUUGCAGAGGAUAAGCCGACCUUAAAUUUCUUCUAUCAGCAGGUGAAAAAUGACUACAUGUCGGAGAUGUCAGACCAAGUGGACCAGGAAAUUGCUUUGAAGCUGGGCUGCCUGGAGAUUCGGCGAUCGUACGGGGAGAUGAGAGGGAAUGCUUUGGAGAAGAAAUCAAACUAUGAAGUGUUAGAGAAGGAUGUGGGUCUGAAGAGGUUCUUCCCCAAGAGUUUGCUGGAUUCUGUGAAGGCAAAAUCUCUUCGGAAGCUGAUUCAGCAGACAUUCCGCCAAUUUGCCAACCUGAACCGGGAAGAAAGCAUCCUGAAGUUCUUUGAAAUCCUCUCACCGGUUUACAGAUUUGAUAAGGAAUGCUUUAAGUGUGCUCUGGGAUCCAGUUGGAUCAUUUCGGUGGAGUUGGCAAUCGGCCCUGAAGAGGGGAUCAGUUACCUUACAGACAAAGGAUCUAAUCCGACGCAUCUUGCAGACUUCACUCAGGUGCAGACCAUCCAGUAUUCCAGUAGUGAAGAUAAAGACAGGAAAGGGAUCUUGCAGCUGAACAUUGCCGGAGCACCGGAGCCUCUCACUGUGACAGCCCCGUCCCUCACCAUCGCGGAAAACAUGGCGGACCUGAUAGAUGGAUACUGCCGGCUCGUCAGCGGGGCCUCGGAAUCUUUUAUCAUCAGGCCACAGAAAGAAGGUGAAAGAGCACUGCCCUCCAUACCAAAGCUGGCCAACAGCGAGAAGCACGUAAAAACGCACACCGUCUCCGUCUCAGAUUCCAUUCCAUCACUGCCCAAAUCUCACAAAAACAAGUGUUUCCUUCCAUUCAUCUUCUGCUCCAAUGACUCUCCAGCAAAGGAAGAGUUUAGCGGUGACGAGACUGAUGACUAUGCUGAGAUUAUAGAUGAAGAGGACACGUACACCAUGCCUUCCAAAAACUAUGGAUUAGAUGAAGCGGGAGACUACGAGAUCCAGCGGGACCGGAUUGAGCUUGGGCGAUGCAUCGGCGAGGGGCAGUUUGGAGAUGUACAUCAAGGAGUUUACAUGAGUCCGGAAAAUCCCGCUUUGUCGGUCGCCAUCAAAACCUGUAAAAACUGCACGUCGGACAGCGUGCGGGAGAAGUUCUUACAAGAGGCCUUAACGAUGCGUCAGUUUGACCACCCACAUAUUGUGAAGUUAAUCGGAGUGAUAACAGAAAACCCAGUGUGGAUAAUCAUGGAGCUGUGUACACUGGGAGAGUUGCGAUCGUUUUUACAAGUCCGAAAAUACAACUUGGACCUGGCGUCCCUAAUCCUCUACGCUUAUCAGCUCAGCACAGCGCUCGCCUACCUGGAGAGCAAAAGAUUUGUACAUAGAGAUAUCGCUGCUAGGAAUGUACUGGUCUCAUCUACCGACUGCGUCAAAUUAGGAGACUUCGGGCUUUCUCGGUAUAUGGAGGACAGUACUUAUUAUAAAGCUUCCAAAGGUAAAUUGCCUAUUAAGUGGAUGGCUCCCGAGUCCAUUAAUUUCCGACGCUUUACUUCUGCCAGCGAUGUGUGGAUGUUUGGUGUCUGUAUGUGGGAAAUCUUAAUGUAUGGAGUGAAGCCUUUCCAGGGAGUGAAAAAUAAUGAUGUGAUUGGUCGGAUAGAGAACGGCGAGCGCUUACCAAUGCCAACCAACUGCCCCCCUACACUCUACAGCCUUAUGACCAAGUGCUGGGCGUAUGACCCCAGCCGGAGACCGCGGUUUACCGAACUCAAAACACAACUGAGGAUUGGAGCAUAUCCUGUGCCUGUGGAUACGCACAAAUUGGGAGACAGUACAAUCCUAGAAGAGGAGAAGAUUCAGCAAGAGGAGCGGAUGAGAAUGGAGUCCAGGAGGCAGGUGACGGUGUCCUGGGACUCGGCGGGGUCAGAUGAGGCACCGCCAAAGCCCAGCAGACCAGGAUACCCCAGCCCAAGAUCCAGCGAAGGCUUCUUCCCCAGCCCGCAGCACAUGGUGCAACCCAACCACUACCAGGUGACUGGUUACACCGUCUCCCAUGGAAUCCCCUCUAUGCCCGGCAAUAUAUACCCUGGCCAAGCUGCUGUACUAGACCACCUGGACUCCUGGAACCAUCGGACCCAGGAAAUGUGGCAAGCCAAUAUGGAGGAUUCCGGUCCCAUGGACAUGAGAUGUUUAGGCCAAGUUCUUCCGACCCAUCUAAUGGAGGAGAGAUUAAUACGACAGCAGCAGGAGAUGGAGGAGGACCAGCGCUGGCUGGAGAAAGAGGAGAGAUUUCUGAAGCCCGAUGUCCGGCUCUCCCGGGGCAGCAUUGAGCAUGUGGAUGGCAGCAUACAGUGUCCGGCCGGGAACCAGCACAUUUAUCAGCCUGUUGGGAAACAAGAUCACUCUGCUCCACCAAAGAAGCCCCCCCGGCCGGGCGCCCCCAGCCACGUCGGUAACCUGGCCGGGCUGAACAGUCCCGCGGACAGCUACAACGAGGGUGUGAAGCCUUGGCGGAUACAGCCGCAAGAGAUUAGCCCUCCGCCCACAGCCAAUUUGGAUCGCACUAACGACAAAGUGUAUGAGAAUGUGACGGGCCUGGUGAAAGCUGUGAUAGAAAUGUCUAGUAAGAUCCAGCCUGCGCCCCCUGAGGAGUAUGUUCCUAUGGUAAAGGGGGUGGGGCUGGCAUUGCGCACCUUGCUGGCUACGGUUGAUGAGACCAUUCCUGUUCUUCCGGCGAGUACACACAGAGAGAUUGAAAUGGCACAGAAGCUGCUCAACUCUGACCUGGCAGAGCUCAUCAACAAAAUGAAGUUGGCCCAGCAGUACGUCAUGACCAGCCUCCAGCAGGAGUACAAAAAGCAGAUGCUAACCGCUGCGCACGCACUGGCCGUGGACGCCAAGAACUUGCUAGACGUCAUUGACCAGGCCCGGCUAAAAAUGAUCGCGCAGUCGCGGCCACACUAAGCGUCCGAGCACAGACUCCUGUUAACGCCUCUGUCUAACACGUUUUCCUUUUGGGAUCAUGUCUAGCCUUCCACCAGCAGCCUCGCUGUCAGCAGGCGGCCCACGCCUCCGGCGCAGGAAAAGCGCCGGUUGGCGCUGCGCGCAGUUUUCAACCUCUUUCCGUCACAGCUGUCAAGGGCUGAGGGUGUGCCGCUGCCGCGGGUCUCUGUAUGUGUCAGUCACCGGGAGGAACGUUGGCACGGGACAUUGCUGGAUCGAGAAUGACCAGAGUCCAGGUGCAGAUCAGCGGAGGAUAAGGCUCGGCGAUAUCCGUAAAAAAAAAAAAUCCGCAGCGUCCGUCAAUCCCGGCGGCUGCUGCAACUGGAAUAUCUUCCUGUUCUGAGUUUUCUUCUUUUUUUUAUUUUUAUUAUUUUUCAUUUCUGCUGUCCAGUAUGCUACGAAGAAGUUCUAUUUUCAAGACUUAAUCUAUUGAGAGACUCCAGACGGAUUGUUGCAGUUCAGUCCCUUUUUUUAUUUUUCACCCCUGUGGACGUGUGAAACCUUUGAUCGGACACUCAGUGUGAAUCCUGUAUGUCUUACAUUUCCUUUUUUUUUUUUUUAUCUUCCCCUCCACCAGAAUAAAGUGCCAGUUUUUUUUUCUCCCCCUUUUUAAGAGGUCGAUUUUUGGUUGCUUUUUUUUUUUUUUUUUUUUUAUGUAAACGCGCGCUGCUAACUCACAAAAACGUGCGUAUAAGACAGGCGUGGAUGGUCAGUAUCCCUCCGCCAUGAGGAUCUGCAACUCCCAGCAUGCCUAGAGGCUGACAGGUCAUGCUGGAACUUGUGGUUCCUCAAAAGGAUGGGGUUCUCCGUGCCUGGUAUAGAUAGAUCCAGAGCCAUUAAAUAUUCCCAUUUUUUUUUAUAAAUAUAUAUAUAUAUCUGUAAUUUAUAAAUAAAUCUUAAGGCUGUGCUAACAUUUUAAAUGCAGCUUUCUUGUGCACUGUCUUGCCUGUUCCAUCCCAUGUUUUUUGUUUUUCGUUUUCUUUUUUUUUUUUUUUUUUUGUCACAGCUUUACUUCCCUAAUAAAUUAUCAGACCACGUUCACGCUAUAAGACCUAUUCCCUCCUACGGGUUUGCCAGGGGAAUAGAAUUGAUUCUCAGGAAGAAUAUAAAGAACUUGUACAGAGCAUUUCAGCUAUUAAAGAAUUAGGCGGUUUGUAAAAAUCCAGAAUCGCUGGGAUAGACGACUUGUUUCCUCAAUGGUUUCAGCAAAAAGAGAUAAAGACUCGGCCCUCCGGAUCGGUGUGAACAGCGGAGCAUCUGGGAAAUCGAUAAGCUCUUGAAGAUCAUUCAGUUAUUAAAGGAUUUGAAUAUA